CGACUUGCGAUAAGUGUCCUCAUUCUAUUCACCAUUCAAUGAUUCAGUCCUAAAAGUUGCCAUAGAAAGUCACAGUCUGACUGUCACACGGUAUUACCAUGUCUCGGUGACGCCCCACGCGUGGUGGAGAGUAUUGGAUAGUGGAAGCUGUUUUUUGUCACUACUUAGAAGCCGCCUCCUACAGAAUGGACAGCGAGGAUGAGAGCGUGGAAGAAGUCGUGGAAGGUCCGCUGGAUGAAGAUGACCAACCUCAUGGGCAAUGCACAGUGACUUACUCAUCUAGUGAUCGCUUUGAAGGACACUUUAAACACGGAGAGAAAAAUGGGAAGGGAAAAUUCUUUUUCUUUGAUGGAAGCACCUUGGAGGGCUUCUAUGUGGAUGAUGUUCUUCAGGGUCAGGGGGUGUAUUCGUACGAAGAAGGGGGCAUCAUGUAUGGCACGUAUGUGGAUGGCGAACUCAACGGGCCAGCUCAGGAAUUGGAUCGAGAGGGUCGCCUGGUGUUCAAGGGCCAGUACAAAGACAACAUUCGCUGUGGAGAGUGCUGGGCAUACUACCCUGAUGGAGGCUGUGUGUUUGGGGAGGUGAAUGACGAAGGAGAUAUGACCGGUGAAUCAUUAGCAUACGUCUACCCUGAUAGACGUACAGCUCUACAUGGAAGUUUUGUUGAAGGAGAACUAAUUCAAGCUCGGCUCGCCACACUUACAGUUGCUGAGAACGGAAGACCAUAUUUCGAGGUCACACCUCAUGGUGCUGUUUAUACUUAUGAUAAGUCCACGUCCACUUGUAUUGCUACCCAUACUCUGCUGCCAGACCCUUACGAGAGUCAAAGGGUGUUUGUGGCAGACUCCUUGAUUAAAGGAGCUGGACAAGGUCUGUUUGCCAAGAUAGAUGCUGAAAGAGACACCGUGGUGGCCUUUUAUAAUGGAGUACGAAUCACACACUCAGAGGUAGACAACAGAGACUGGGCAUUGAACGGCAACACAAUCUCACUCGAUGAAGACACUGUGAUUGAUGUACCUCAGCCAUUUGACCAGAUAGAGAAAUAUUGUGCCUCACUUGGUCACAAAGCAAACCACUCCUUCACCCCAAACUGCAAAUAUGAUGUGUUUGUCCACCCCCGUUUUGGGUCUAUCAAAUGCAUCCGUACAUUAAGGGCCGUGCAAAAGGAUGAAGAGCUGACUGUUGCCUAUGGUUACGACCAUGGGGCGACUGGGAAGAAUGCCCCUGAGGCUCCUGACUGGUACAAGCAGGAGCUGCAUGUGUUUCAACAUGGACAAGCAGUUCCCACAGCCUAUUGAGGCUACAGAUAAACUUUUGGACAAUACAACACCCUGCUGCCUACGAUUCACUCUUUAUUCCCUGUAGCCACAUUCUGGACUAUAAAGACAGUAUAAAAGGUCGCUAUGCUGAAUAUUUAAGAAAAAGUAGUAUUUUUUUUUAGACUACCAAAUCAUUUAAAUUGAGAAAAUGAUCUAUGCAAUAUUUUUUUUAAAGUGGAAUCAUGCCAUUUCUCAAUUAUUAACUUUAUUUUUAUGUGUGGUCACAACCCUUUGGGUAGACAAAGGCAAAGAAGUUAAAGAUAUUUGGAAGCAACUUACCAAAAGCCAAAGUAAUAACUAAAAUCCAAGUAGUCAGUCAUCAAAUUACAAUGCUAUUGAAUACUAUCUAUCAGCCUUCAGCCAAUGUAAUGUGAUAAGGUAUAGAGGUGGUGGUCUGUGCAUUUGGUUCUUACGCCUAUAGUAGAGAUUGAUUUACCCGAUUUAGGACCACCACAACAAUCACAUUACAAUUACAAAUAUCAUCAAGACUAUACAAAAGUACAAUAAAACAGCAUGAAUCUGUGCCAUGUACCUGAUCAAUGCAGGUCAAAUCAAGAAAAAUGACCAGAGAUGCUAAUUAUUAAAUGGGAGGGAAAUAAAUAU
Messenger RNA from Corythoichthys intestinalis (scribbled pipefish), 1922 nucleotides. It is a transcript of the gene setd7, whose product is annotated as SET domain containing 7, histone lysine methyltransferase. Gene Ontology annotation, molecular function: histone H3K4 monomethyltransferase activity; protein binding; chromatin binding. The coding region runs from base 186 to 1298 and encodes 370 amino acids. Gene Ontology annotation, cellular component: chromosome; nucleus. The transcript is spliced from 8 exons. The record is from RefSeq and is a predicted model, not a curated record. Gene Ontology annotation, biological process: regulation of DNA-templated transcription; peptidyl-lysine monomethylation; heterochromatin organization. NCBI's taxonomy places the organism in Eukaryota, Metazoa, Chordata, Actinopteri, Syngnathiformes, Syngnathidae.